Messenger RNA from Penicillium nucicola, 1323 nucleotides. RefSeq names its product M20 family metallopeptidase. Gene Ontology annotation, molecular function: hydrolase activity. The transcript has a single exon. The record is from RefSeq and is a predicted model, not a curated record. Bases 1 to 1323 code for a protein of 440 amino acids. Lineage: Eukaryota; Fungi; Ascomycota; Eurotiomycetes; Eurotiales; Aspergillaceae.
AUGAAGUUCUCUUCAUAUCUCGCAGCCGCGGCUGCUAUCACCGGCGUGACAGCUUCUCCGCACCCCGCACCAGCAAAACAGGAACCUCUGGGCGCACAAUCCACGCUCGCCCAGCCAAUCUCUAGCCAGAGCGCAGAAGACAUAAUCAACAACUCGCCUCUGCUAUCACUCCACCGAGACUUGGUUGAGAUUGAGUCCGUCUCCGGCAACGAGCACGAUGUCGGCCUCUUCGUCGCGAAGUUCCUCGAAGCACGGAACUUCACCGUCGUGAAGCAGGAGGUCCCUCCGUUGAAGGGUCACGAGAGUCCAAAGACAAGAUACAAUAUCUACGCUUACCCGGACUCUCAUUCGGAGCCUCCCUCCAUCCUUCUCACGAGCCAUAUCGAUACCGUCCCGCCGUUCAUUCCAUACUCAAUUCAUCGCCCGGAAGCUGAUGUCUCCGCCAGCUACGACUCGGAAAACCUCAUCCUGGCCGGUCGUGGUACUGUUGAUGCCAAGGGCAGCGUCGCGGCGCAGAUCUUCGCUACUUUGGAAACGCUGAACGAGCAACCCGACGCGAAGCUGGGCCUCCUCUUCGUCGUCGGCGAAGAAGUCGGCGGCGACGGCAUGAAGACCUUCUCUAACUCCGAGUACAACACCGACAGCGCUUACCACACUCUCGUCUUCGGUGAGCCUACCGAAGCAAACCUAGUCUCGGGCCACAAGGGCAUGCUCGGCUUCGAGGUCUUCGCCCACGGUUCUGCCGCGCACUCGGGCUACCCAUGGCUCGGCCGGAGUGCCGUCUCGGCUAUCCUGCCAGCGCUGUCUCGUGUUGAUAAGCUGGGCAGUAUCCCGACAGAGAAGGGCGGUCUCCCUUCCUCUCCGAAGUAUGGAGAGACGACGUUGAAUGUUGGUGUUGUCCGCGCUGGUGUUGCGACGAAUGUCGUUCCCGCUCAGGCGUAUGCUGAUGUCUCUGUCCGUCUUGCUGCCGGGACCCCGGACGAGGCGCGCGAGAUUAUCAAGCGCGCUGUUGCGGAUGCUAGUCGGGAUGAGGAGGCUGAGGUUGUGGUGGACUUCAGCUCGCAUGGUGAAUCGUAUGAGCCUGUGGAUCUUGAUGUCGACGUUGAAGGCUUUGAUGUCACUACUGUGAACUAUGGUACCGAUGUUCCGAAUCUGUCCGUUCGGUCGGGCGUCAAGCGUUACCUUUAUGGCCCUGGUAGUAUCUUCGUCGCUCAUGGUGACCAUGAGGCUUUGAGUGUGCGCCAGCUCCAGGAUGCUGUUGGUGGGUUCAAGAAGUUGAUCCAGGCUGCUUUGGAUAGAGAGGAGCAGGGCCUUGCCGUAUAG